Messenger RNA from Quercus robur (English oak), 6827 nucleotides. RefSeq names its product disease resistance protein RPV1-like. The transcript has 13 exons. Gene Ontology annotation, molecular function: ADP binding. The coding region runs from base 158 to 3763 and encodes 1201 amino acids. The record is from RefSeq and is a predicted model, not a curated record. NCBI's taxonomy places the organism in Eukaryota, Viridiplantae, Streptophyta, Magnoliopsida, Fagales, Fagaceae. Gene Ontology annotation, biological process: signal transduction; defense response.
UCUUCCUAAUUCCUUUUUCACUUACUGCAAUUGUAUUGACAAACCCUUCCACAGCUCUCCUUCUCCUCCCUUCAGAUCUUCUCAUCCGUCUAUUCGUAAAUCCCAGCUCUCCUUCUCCUUCCUACAGAUCUUCUCAUCUUUCUACUCUUAAAUCCUAAUGGCCUCAUCUUCCUCUUUCACCCACCAACCCAAAAACUUUGAUGUCUUCUUGAGUUUCAGAGGUGAAGAUACCCGUCGUGGUUUUGUAAGCCAUUUGUACACGGCUUUGUGUCAGAGAGGUAUUUCCACAUUCAUCGAUAAUGAUCUCCUCAGAGGAGAAGAAAUUUCUAUAGAACUUCUCAAAACCAUUGAGAACUCAACCACAUCAAUAAUCGUAUUUUCUGAAAAUUAUGCAUCCUCUACUUGGUGUUUGGAAGAACUUGCUAAGAUUGUUGAGUGUAGAAAAAAUAAGCAAUCAGUGCGACCGGUUUUUUACAAGGUGGAUCCAUCAGAAGUUCGUAAACAGGAAGGAAAAUAUGGGGAAGCAUUAACUAUGCAUGAAAAAAAAUUUAAUGAUAAAAAGAAGAUUCAAAGGUGGAGGGAAGCUCUAUGUGAAGCAGCCAAUCUCUCUGGUUGGGACUCCAAAAAUAGCCGCGAUGAAUCUGAACUUGUCCAAAACAUUGUUGAAGAUAUCUCGAAGUCUGAUUUAAAUCAGAUGCCAUUACUUGUUGCUGAAGAUUUAGUUGGAAUAAAUUCUCGCGUAGAGGAUGUUCUAAAAUCUUCAAAUAUUGAAUCAAAUGAUGAUAUUAGCAUUGUAGGGAUUUAUGGCCUUGGUGGAGUAGGCAAAACUACAAUUGCAAAAGCUAUUUAUGAUAGAAUUUCAUAUCGUUUCAAAGAAAAAUUUUUUCUGGAGAAUGUUAGAGAGAAUUCAAUAACAAAAGGCAUAAUCCACUUACAAGAGACACUUCUUUCUGAGAUCUUUGGGAGUAAGAAUUUGAAGGUGCAUAACAUAUCUAGCGGAACCAACAUGAUAAUUAAAAGUCUUUGCCAAAAGAGGGUUCUUAUCAUUCUUGAUGACGUGGAUAAUUUGGACCAGAUAAGAAAAUUGCUUGGAAAAUGUGAUUGGUUUGCUUCUGGAAGUAGAAUAAUUAUGACAACAAGGGAAAAACACUUGAUAGACACUAUUGGAAAUGGUGUCUCAAGACUCUCAACCUAUCAAGUUAAGGAAUUAGAUGAAAAUGAAUCUAUUGAACUCCUUAGCAAGCAUGCCUUUCGAAGCAACAAACCAAAUGAAGAUUAUUUGAAACUUGUGAACCAAGUUAUACACUAUGCUAAAGGCCUUCCACUAGCUUUAGUAGUAAUGGGCACUGAUUUGUAUGGAAGAACUAAACCUGAAUGGGAAAGUGCCUUAAAUAAGUAUAGAAAUAUUCUUAGUGGGGAUAUUCAAAAAAUACUACAAAUAAGUUAUGAUGGAUUAGACCAAACUGAAAAACAUAUUUUCCUUGAUAUUGCAUGUUUCUUCAAGGGAUAUGAUUAUGAUGAGGUUGUAGAUAUACUAGACGCUUGCGAUUUACACCCAGUAUCUGGUAUUCAAAAACUUAUUGAUAAGUGUCUUUUGACUAAAGGAAAUACAUUGUGGAUGCAUGACCUUUUAGAACAAAUGGGUAGGGAAAUUGUUCUACAAGAAUCACAAGGAAACUUGGGACAACGUAGCAGACUAUGGAAUUAUGAGGAGGCUCUUGAUGUACUAACUGAAGACAUGGGAUCGGAUAAAAUUCGAGGCAUAAUGUUGCGGUCACCUGCAUCAAAAUCAACAAUGGUGCAAUUAGAGGCACAAGUAUUUCGUAAGAUGAAAAAUUUGAGAUUCCUAAUAAUUCAUAAUGUACAUUUCCUUGAGCAUGGAGGCCUUGAAUAUCUUCCCAAUGGAUUAAGAUUGCUUGAUUGGGAUACAUAUCCUUUUUCUUCAUUGCCAUCCAGUUUUUGUCCUAAAAAACUAGUUGUGCUUCGAAUGCCUCGUAACCGAAUAGUGGAACCAUUAACGCAGAUUCAUGCAUUUGAAUUGCUGACACGUGUGGACUUCAACUGUUGUCCAUUCAUUAGGAAAACACCUGACUUAUCAAUGUGUCCAAACAUAAAGGAAUUGGAUCUUACUUGGUGUGAAAAUUUAGUUGAGAUUGAAAACUCCGUGGGGCGUCUUGAUAGGCUUGAGGCGGGGGACAUGUAUGGGCUUUUCUUUAGCCUUCGGACAAGUCAGAUGUCAUUUAGGCAUUAUGGUUACCGUAGACCAUAUCCUAGCUGUCAAAAUCUGUCAUUUGGGAAUUUGAUUGGGCUUAGGGAGUUGCAUAUUGGAACGACUGCAGAGCCAAGUCAUCUUCCAGGUAGCAUCUAUAAUUUACAACAUAUAGAGACACUCCAUCUUAAUGGCAAUUUCAAAUUUCCAAGGGACGUGGAGAUUGAUAGACAGCCACUGUGCAAUUCUCUGGGAGGCUUUUCCAAAUAUGUUUUUCCAAGCUUGAAAGAACUAACUUUUUUGUUCUUUUCUAAUCAAUCAGAAAUGGAUUUUAUUUUGAAUUAUUGUUGCCCCGUCACAUUGGAAACAUUAGAGAUCUCCUUCAGUUGCAAUAUUGUUACCCUCCCAGAAAGCAUAAGCAGAUGUGAGAGAUUACAUUCGCUUCAUAUUCCAAUUUGGGAAAUUCCUAGGCUUCCACGAAGUUUAAGAUGUUUAGCUGUAUCAAAUAAUUGGCCUCCUCCGCUGAGUUCAAAAUCAAUCUUUCAUCGGUUUGGAGAAUUGAUAGGGGUUCCACCAAAUCUACCACCAUGUUUAGGUGUGCCAAGCCACAGUACUCCCUCAUCUACUACAAUAUCCUGUGCAAGUGCUUUCCCAUUUGGCAAGAAAUAUGUCAACAAUAAGUUUGCAAGUUGUUUCAACCAUCAAAGGAAUGGAAAUUUAAUAUCAUUCUUAAUUGGUCCGGAAUUUCCAACAAUUGCUCUCUGUGUUGCUUUUAAGUCAAGUGAUCCUUUGUAUUAUUAUUGUCAUGCCAUCAUUUCCAUCAAUGGUAGUAAACAAACGACCAAAAACAUACUGAUUGAAAAGGCUUUGCUUUAUGAGGGCAUGAGUUUUUCUUGUAGCUCAUUGCAGGAACUAUUUGAGGGCUUCAAUCUUGGUGAUGAGAAUCUUGUUGAGAUCUUCUGUGAAACCACUCCUUCAAUGCAUAUUACGAACUUAUAUUGUCCUGAAAUUGAAUGGAUAGGAGUCCAUGUACAAUGCAUUUGUCCUCAACCUCAAAAAUCCAGUAUCUUCCAUGACUACUAUUGUAUCCAACCCCGAGGCCGUCGAAUUUCAAAGAGAAAUGUGCACCAACGGCUUAGACCAUCUCUUCUCAAAGGUCCAAAUUUAAUCCUGCGUAGACUUUACAAUACCCAGUACCGUAGUACCCUGUGGCCAACCCCAAGUACUUCUCUUCAACCAUUACUAAAAGCAAGAAAAAUCAGCAACAAAAAAAGACCCUUAGUAGCAAGGUGCCGCAAAUGUUUGUGUAGAGCUCAAACCCGUUGUCGGUGUCCCAAGGAGGUUGGCUCCACAUAUGCAGCAGGACCAGUUUCAGUGCAUUCGAGCAAUUUGGAUAGUCGGAUUAUCUCAAGUGCUAUGAAUGGUGGCGGGUCAUCCUCAGUUUCUAAUUUAGGGCUUUCAAUGGAUGUGAAAAAUGGGUCUGACUUGGGUUUGGAAUUUGACUCAACCAUUAGUGAUCAGCAUCCGCAGUCAAAGAAAAGGAGAACCUCUUGAUCAAAUUUCGAAGAAACAUGGCAAGGUUGGCACACCCUGGAGGACCAUUGAUGAUGAACAAGGCAGCGGCAUUGGUGAAAUUUAUAGAAAAUGUUAAUGAUUGGCACACCCUGGAGGAUCAUUGUGAUUAAAAAAAAGAGAAGAAGAAAAAAGUUUCUGUUUAAGAUGUUUGCCUUAGAACUCAUUGCUAGAUCCUUUCUUUGGUGGAUAUUGGUGAUAUCAUGUUGUUCAAGAAUUGAAUAUAAGUACUUGGAGGGAAUAAAGUAGGUCAUGGACUUGUUGUCGAAGUUUGGACUGAAAUGGUCAAGAUGCUCUCAGGCAUAGGUACAAACAUUUGAGAAGGCAAUAUAAUGACAUAAAGGUUCUUCAAUAGAGUGGGUUAUCUUGGGAUGAAACAGGAGAAAUGGUAACCACUGAGAUUAUGUCUAGGAUUCUUCUACCAAGGUGCAUCCUGAUGCUUGGUCUCAUAGAAAUUAAACUGUUCUGAGUUGUUACAAAUUGCUGUUAUAUAUGUUGAAAGGGGUUUCUAAGGAAGAUGCAGAAUUUUCAUGCAAUGUAGAUUUCAACAAUGAAGACCCCAAUUUGAUGAUUGCUUCUGUUGGAGGGUAUAACCAAGUGGUUCAAGAUAUUGGUUGCAUGUAAUGGAGCCAGUGAGAUUUUCUUUUCACAAGCCUAUAACAGGCUGCAGCAUUUGGUACUCAGUGCUUUUGAACAACUCAGGAUUUGCAACCUCAUGAUGAAAGACCAGAGAGGCCUGUUAAGGAUGUGCACAGCUCCUGAUAGUUGACAAUUGGUGAUCACUGCUAAAGGGUUUUGGCAAGCUUCUUCUGAGAUGGAGAGGCGGCCGGGGUGGCAUGCCAGCUUUUGUGGUCAAAUCACAGAUAUUGGAGGAUGCAAGUGUUAUUUGCUGAAGAAGAGAAGGCUACCUUGAAGAUUAGAAGUGAUAAUGGAAGACACUUCUGACUUGCUGAAGUAGGGGAUGAAAGUGUUAUUUGCUGUUCAUAACAGUGUGGAGUGUGGAUUGUCAUUAUGAUGGAGGAGGGGUGCUGAGGCAAGUUUCAUCAGGGGAAGGUGAGGGGGAGAGAGGUUUGGUUGAAAAAGACUGCUAGAUCAGAGAGGUUUCAGGAAAUUUGGAGGAAGUGAAACCUGGUUUCGGUCCUGUCGAGCUCUUGGAAUGGGGAAAAAAAGAAGGUUCUUCUUUGACCAAAGAAAAUAUGAACAAGGGCAUAUGUGAUUCUUUGGAGCCAAAGCAUGAAAGAUAAUUCAAUUUUUAGGUUUCUCUGUAUACGAGGGUCAUGGAAACAGCACAAUGUUGUUCAAUAUAUUAUUUGAGGUAAAACAUCGUUAAAGUACCUGGUGUGCAAUAUAAAUCGAAGGCUUAUUCUUUAGAUGGGUUCAAGAAGAGGCAGUUCUAUAUGAAAAUAUUUUUCUUAAUUUUUGAGAUUUAGGGUCUGAAGAAAGAAUGCAGCUGUAAGGUGAUUUUGAGAGGUGUACCUUGAUAUUUUCUUGCUCCUAGAUAUGCCAAGCUUGACUAAGUAGAUAGAAUAAACGUUAAUAAGAGAAUUUUCACUUGAAAUAUUAGUAGGCCCCAUGCACUGGAUCAUGUGGAACAUUGUUAAUUUGCUCUGAUGCUGAUUCAGCGGAAACUAUUUCUGAAUUUUGGAUUUUUGUGUACUGAGUCUAUGAAAAUUGGAAUGACAUUAUGAAGAAGUGUGGAAGGCAUUGUGAAUGAUCAACAAAGCUAGAUGCCUAUUUGGAACUGCUGGUAGAAUACGUGAAUGCAUCAAAUAAACUUCUAGAAAUGGUUCUAAAGUGCUUGGUCAAUGUAUUGGCCUUGAAAUGUCAGUGGGGUCUCCUGAUUAGUAAAUUCGUUUACUUUGUCUGAGUCAUUAAAUUUUAUUACGUGCCUGCUUUUAAGUUUGUAUAUUCCUUGUGGUGAUGUAUAGACUUAUAUUAAUGAAAUGAAAGUUAACAAAACAAUAAUUUUUUUUAAAUUUUAUUUUAUUAUCUUGAUAUAUUUCACCCUCAGCUAACAAUCCCUUCCAAAUUCCGUCCUAAUAUUCCCCAAAUCAAGCAAGCAACAGAAAAGUGAUAAGGAAAAUGCUAGCAAUUGGAACUGUAACUUUAUACAUUAUUUGCACUUCUCUUCUAAUCUCCUUGCAUAAUAGGGACAUACCAUGAAACUCAUGUUCAGGUUCAGAAUGUUUUAUAUUUAGAGGAAUCAACUGCAAGUAGCUUUCUUAAAAUGAUUUUGCUAAUUUUUUCUUUAAAUUGCAUAUUCAGAUCUUAAAACUUUGGGAGCUUCUUUCCUCAUUUCUUUUAAAGCUCACAAUUCCUCAAGCUGCACCUUUAGAAUGAAGCAAAUUAUUUAUAUCAGCCAAUAUUGCUCUUUGGCCCCUAUCCCUUCCAUAUUCUUGCAAAUCAUUUGAUCAUCCUAUUGUUGUCCUCCUUUAAUGCACCUGUUUUCCUCUCUGAUCUAGGGUAGUCUUUUGCCAGCUCCUCUUGAAGUUGUUCACUUUAGCCCCCAAAAAACUGAUCAGAUGCUUGUACUAUUCAUAGCAUGUGUUAUGAGUUUUUUAUGGGCAAAUUGGAACAGGCUUUUUGUUGCUGAUAUGACCAUUGCAAAAGCAGGUCAGCCAACAGUGGCCAUGGCUAGCCGCUUUGCUGAGCCAAUGCUUGACAUGCUUGAUGGGCUUGGAACAGCUUUGAUAAUACAAAAACCAAUGUUUCUCCAAAUGCUUAUGGGAAUGGUGACUGCAUUGUCUUCCUGUUAUUGAGCUUGAUGGGGUCUGUACUGAUUUCGAGUUCAAUGUUUAUCCAAAAACAAACAAUGGCCGUUGCCAAAGCAGGUCUAAAUCUGUAUUUUGUUUAUACUGAAAAAGUCAUAGGUAGAAGGUUGAAUAUGUAAGACUGGAAGUGGGCUUAAGGAAGAAGAUGUGUAUUGGUUAGUCUACAGAUAAGAUAACUACAGCACAUUAGCUCCACUAAAUAACUACAGACUAUAUAACCACAUCAAGCGGGAAAGAUUAUCAACAUGAGUUGAAGAUCGCAAGCGAUAUAAAGA